Plasmodium inui San Antonio 1 is the source of this 4113-nucleotide messenger RNA. RefSeq lists its product as hypothetical. The record is from RefSeq and is a predicted model, not a curated record. The transcript has a single exon. The coding region runs from base 1 to 4113 and encodes 1370 amino acids. NCBI's taxonomy places the organism in Eukaryota, Apicomplexa, Aconoidasida, Haemosporida, Plasmodiidae.
AUGAAGAAAAGCUUGAUCGCAAUUUUUGCCUGCCCACUGAUCUUUAACGCUGCGUAUUCCUUAAGUCUAAGCGGCGUGAAUGAAAAUUUUUCUGACCAUUUGACCAGGGAUAAUAGUGACGAAAAUGGCAAUUUAAAUUUAAUGCAAAAUAGCCUUCCUCACAGAACUAAACGACGGUAUAGCAGCAAUUUAAGCAAUGAAUCAGAUAGUGUCAUGCAACCCGGUGAAAUGCGCAGAGACAGUUCUGUAUAUUUAGAUUUCACAUCUCAUAAUGCACAUUCAGAAGGAGAUUCUUCAUCCAAUGCUUCUGGUGCUGCGGUAGGUAAAGGCAGAAAUACCUUCCAAAGCUCACACAAAACUACACCAAGUAGCACAGAACAAGAAGCUGUGAAUGAUAGCACCCAUCAGAGGGCAAAAACGCACCGUAAGUACACCACUUGGACUACAAGAGGUGAAAAACAAGAAAAAGCACGUUCUGUUCGAAGUAGAAAUGAUGUUAAAAGGAACGGGACUGGGAUGGGAUUAUCUAGGAAAGAUGCCACACACAGCAAGCUUCAACUAACCAAUUUUGAAGACGACGUGGUUGAAAGUGGGGAUGAAGGCGAUGAUUUCUCAAAAACGGAUGCUGACUUAGGUGAUGACUCCAUCGACAAUAUGUUCGACGGUGACGACAUGUCCGACUAUUUGUCUGGCGAUGACAACACGUCCGACUAUUCGUUUGGCGGUGACGACAUGUCCGACAAUUUGUCUGGCGGUAACGACAUGUCCGACUAUUUGUCUCGCGAUGACAACACGUCCGACUAUUCGUUUGGCGGUGACGACACGUCGGACUAUUCGUUUGGCGGUGACGACACGUCCGACUAUUCUUUUGGCGGCGAUGAUGACUUAGGUAGCGAUUCCGCCGAUAAUCUGUCUAGCGACGAGGGGGAUAGUUUGAUGAACACCGAUGAUGACUUAGGUGAUGAUUCUGUUGACAAUCUUCUUAACAGUGAAGAGGAUAACUUGAUGGACGAUGCUGCGGACAAUUUGCUAAACGACGAAGAUAGCGACAGCUUGCUGGAUGCCGUCGAAGGUGACCUCGGCGAAGGAUCAGUGGAUAAUUUAUUCAGCGAUGAAGGGAGCAGUUUGAUGCAAAUUGAUGAUGAUUUAGGUGACAAUUCUGCAGAUAAUUUGUUCAGCGAUGAGGAAGACAGGCUGGUGCAGACCGGUACUGAAAAGAUUGACAACGAUUUUGCGGAUAAUUUUCUAAGCGCGGAAGAUGGCGACAGUUUGAUGGAUCCCACCCAAGAUGAUCUUGGUGAUGGCUCCAUCGACCAUUUGUUUACCGAUGACAUCGAUAGCGGCGGUAAUUCAUUUAGCAUCCGGAGUGGAGAUCUAGGUGGAGAUCUAGGUGGAGAUCUAGGUGACGAUCUAGGUGACGAUAUACGUGGCGACAAUUUACUUAAGGAUGGUCACUACGAGUCAGAUAAUAGCGGAGACGCCUCACUUGACGACGCUGCGGAAGAUUCUUUAACUGAUGAGGAAGACGUGUUAGGCGGAAUUCGGGAUGACCUACCCCUUGAUGAUCCAUUGGAUAAUGUGCGUUCUACAUACAGUAGAGGUAGCAGCAGCUUGCAUACAUAUGACAAGAAUAAUUCGAUAAGUAACGACUUAUUGCAUACAACGGCGGAUGCCAGCGCGUACAAGGAGUUAGACGGAAGAAAGGAUGUGGAUGUAAGUGAAGCGACUAAUUAUAGGAACAAGAAAGGAGACCCUUCUGUAAAGAACAAAAAGGGCGUCUUCAUGGAUAAUCCGAAUUUAUCUCACGAAAUGGGGGAAAAUGCCAAAUCUGAUCUUAGGGGGGAUGCCCAACUUAGGAACAAAAGCGAAGUAGUCGUGAUAGAUCCAUCACUCUCUAGUAGCAGAAAGGAAAACCUCGAGGAAGCAAAAAAUGAUAAUAUGCUGAACUCCAAGCAGACAAACCGUUCUGCCACCACAAUGGAUUCAAAGGAGAGGGAUAAUUCCGCAGGCACUUCAAGCGGUAGCAAUGGAGCGAAUGCCCUAGCAGAACCCUCUUCUAAGAAAUUGGCAAAUAGUGGCCAAGCCGACCCUAAUGGUGCGUUGAGCUUGAAGAGUAAGACGGAUCCCGCGGAGAGGAGCGCACCAGAAUCGCCAAAGGGAAGCAAAAGGGACAACAAAAAGGAGAGUGUCGAAGGUGCAGUAAGCAAGAGGGAUAAGGAAAAGGGAAAGAGCACCAAAAAGGACAGUGAAAAGGGGACUAUCAAAGGUGCUGUAAGAAAGAGUGAUAAGGAAAAACAAAAGGGCAGCAAAAAGGACAGCAAAAAAGACAGCAGGAAGGAGAGUGUCCAAGGUGCACUAAAAAAGAGCGAUAAGGAGAAACCAAAAAAAACCAAAAAGGGAACCAAAGAGGACACCAAAAAGGACAUUGUCAAAGGUUCACUAAGCACGAGGGAUGAGGAAAAGCCAAACAGCAGCAAAAAGGACACCAAAAAGGACAGCAAGAAAAAACCCACUGCUUAUAAAAAUCCAGAUAAUAGCCACAGUGGCACUAAUGGUACAGGGAAUAGUAACCGAAAGAAUGAUUCAAGGGGAAGGCCUAGAGUUGAAAAGGAAUCCACUCGCCAGGAAAAGGUAAGCACCAGCAGCAACAACAACAACAGCAGCAAUAGCGGUCGUGUCCAAACGAAUAAGGGGAAGAAAACUGACGCAGAAGGAAAGGCCAUUACCAUAAAGGAGAAUAACUCGAAGGCCACGGAAAAAAAUACAGUGAAGAAUAAGGACGAGUCUAACGGAGAAGGAAACUCAACACCCCCCGUCGAAAGGAGUGGUACCAGCGUGGGCGUCACUACUAAGGAGGAAUCACACAUUGCGCAAACACCCCCAUUAGACAGCGUUAAUGAAAGGGAUAAUGAAGGAGAGCAAAACGCGAAGGAAAAAAACAAUUCUGCAGAUGCAUCAAGCGCCGUACGGGAUAGCGACACUGAAAUUAGCAGCAACCGUGGGGACUACGUCUCAAAGGAACCCCCAAAAGAGCAGAACGUGCUGCCGACCCCCAUCGGUGAAACCAUAAACAUAAAGAUAAUAACCAACCCUAAAUAUGAAGUAAAUCAAACGGAGGAGAAAGAAAAGAAGAAGCGUGAUACUCAUCCCAAAGUUAGGGGAAAAAAGAAUCGAUCUUCGUCCAAAAGAAGGAGUGGAAGAAGGUACAAAGUAGACAGGGGAGAAACCCGGAAGGAUGACUUGACCAGAAGUGGAAAUUUAGGAAGUGCGAAAUGGAGUGAAGAUUCGCCAGAAGGAGGAAGGGAUGUGGAUCCUAAUGUGGACGUCCAUGUGGGAAGCAGGGCAGAUCAGGGUGGUAAAGCCACUUCACCUGAAGGGGGUGCACACAGUCGAAGCGAAAGCCCAUCGGAGAUGUCCGUCUCAAUAGAAUUGCCGCCAGGAUUGAGUGAAGUCAAGAAGACAGAAGCGGUUAUGAUCCCAGAGAGGGAAAGUGCGGAGGAGGAAAAAGAAUUAAGAGGAAGCUUUCUCCAGAUGAGCGCAGAAAAUGGUCACCAUGCGGACGAAGCAGGCGAGAAUACGAAUGAAACAAACGACAAUAUCGACGAAGCGAAUGGUGAUCCCCAAGACGAACUCAUCCUAGAAAAGGUGAGGGAAGAUAAAAACCUAGAACGUUUCGGAGAAGGAGAAACUGUAGAAGAUAUAACAUCAAUAGAUCCUCCCCUAAUUAGGAGGAAAAAAAAUAUAGUAAAAAAUUCACGUAAGGUGUAUGAUUUAAAUCUGUAUAACUGUACCUUUAUAGAGGACUGGGAUUUGAAUCGUGAAUACAUGGAUGAAGAAGGUUCUUUGGUGAAGUUAAGUGGCUAUGUUUUCCAGAACAUGGUGAAUUCGGAUCUUAUGCCCACGGCAAAUAUAACCGACUGGAAGUUAAAAGGAUCAUGCGAUUACGAUAAAUAUGUGUGUGGCGCUUUGGGCUACAUGAAUAAUGUGUACAGCAAGGGAGAACGGGUUAUAUUUGAGGGUCGAGUGUACGAGGCAACCAGCGAUGCGUACGGAACUCCCAGAGAGAUGGAGAAUGUGUGGGUGGAGAAGACGAAUGACUGUUACGAUUUUUAA